Pristis pectinata (smalltooth sawfish) is the source of this 4674-nucleotide messenger RNA. Its product is annotated as F-box only protein 33. Gene Ontology annotation, cellular component: SCF ubiquitin ligase complex. Gene Ontology annotation, molecular function: protein binding. The record is from RefSeq and is a predicted model, not a curated record. Gene Ontology annotation, biological process: SCF-dependent proteasomal ubiquitin-dependent protein catabolic process; positive regulation of protein ubiquitination. The coding region runs from base 458 to 1840 and encodes 460 amino acids. Lineage: Eukaryota; Metazoa; Chordata; Chondrichthyes; Rhinopristiformes; Pristidae. The transcript is spliced from 3 exons.
GGUGGGUGGGGAGAAACCGAGAUCAUCAGAUCAACGCAACCGGGUCUUCAGAGCUUCCAGCUAACUUUAACCCAUGAUGUUAUUAAUUCAUAUUCAUUAUUAAGUAAACCGACGAGGUUUCCCGCUGCGAUUGCUGGUUACUGAGGUGCACCGGAUCUUUCCCCUCCUGCCACAACCUCUUCCCCCCCCCCUCCGCCACCUGUGCUGUGCAGGGGUCCCGCCCGACUUCCGGUGCGAGGCCCGGAGCCGGGACUGGAGUGGAAGCGAUGAGACAGCGGCGGCGCUGAGGGUGCGAAGCGAGCGAGUGGCCGGGGGCCGCGGCCAGUGCAGCCUCCGGGGGGGGGGGGGGUAGAGAGGAGAGGGAGAAAGAGAAGAGCGAGUGAGCGGGAACGGUGCCCCAGGACCUAAGGCCACCCCUGAGGGAGGCGGCGGGCAGGCGGCCGGCCGGGCCCGGGCGAUGGCGCUGUGCGGGGCCGUGGCGGCGGCGGCGGCGGCCGCCCUGCCGUGCGAAGUCAUCGUGCACAUCUUCUCCUUCCUGCCCCCCUGGGACCGGCUGCGCGCCUCGUCCGUCUGCUCCAAGUGGCGGGAGUGCCUCUUCUACCCGUCGCUGUGGCCGGAGCUGCGGCUCCGCCUGCGCGGCUCGGCCGCCGAGCGCUGCCGCCUCGACUUCCUCAUGAAGAAGUGCGGCUCGUUCGUGCGGGAGCUGCGGGUGGAGUUCGAGAGCGGCGGCGGAGGGGGCCGGCCCGACCCGCUCAGGAGUUACAUGGACGAGGUGGUGUGCGUGUUGAAGAGCGUGAGGAGCAACCGCAACCUGCAGAAGCUCAGCGUGUUCGGCGACAUCUACCUGCAGGAGCCCGACGACAAGCACUCGCACGAAAUCCAACAAUUGAUUGAAGAGGUAUUGGGAAAUUCCAAACAUCUGAAAUGGCUCUCCCUUGGUUUUAUGCUGGAGGUAGUAACUCCCACAACACUAGCAGCCUUGCCUCAGUCCAGUGCCAACUGCAUUGAACACCUGAGUCUCCUGGAUACCCAUUUUAUUAAUAAAACCCCAGUCAUUGAGGCAGUUGAGCUGGAGCGUUUUCUAAACCUGCGAUCACUUGCAUUGGAUUUCUGCGAUUUUACUGCUGAAGUAACACGAGUACUCGCCAACAGCAACCAUGUGCCUUUGCAUAGGUUGUCUCUUGUAAUACAUCAUCUCUCGAUGUCCAACAUACACGUUUUAGAUAACAUGCCACAAGAUGCAGAUUGGAAGGUGCUUACCAGGCACUGUGCAAAUCUUCAUGUUUACAUCAUGGCCUUUAAUGUCAGGAAUGACAUUUUGCUAAGAAUUCUGAAGCCAAGCAUACCUUUAGGGAGAAUUCACUUUGACAGCUCGACUAAUGGUGUUUCAGGUGCCGUGGUAGAUCUCAUAUCCAGGCAGUAUGACAAAUCCCUUACCCACUUCCUCCUAAUAAAGGAUGUAGAGCAAGGCAUUAAUGGUUUUCCAGAUCUCAGCGACAACCGCAAUGAAGACCCUUUGGUGCUUUUGGCGUGGAAGUGUACAAAGCUUUCCCACCUCUCAAUCCAUGGUUAUGCAGUUUGGGCCCAUAAUCUUAUCGCUAUAGCUCGGCUUCGUGGACCUGAGCUGCAAGUCCUGGAGGUCACUGAGGAAAGCAUUAAUUUUGAUGAAGAUGCAAUGGCUGACCUGGAUGGAGAUCCUGUGCAUAAUCUCAUUGAAGAAGUAUCCAUAGGUUUAGGAAGGCGGUGGCACCCAGUGAUGAAAAAUGAAACCCUUUACGUUUUCAGUGAGACCACUCGUUAUUUUUACAAAGAGAUGCAGCGCUUCAGUGAAGGCAUUUAGCAUUUCAAAACUUGUGCAUUAGAGGGCCCUGCGUUUUUCAGUAAUAAGUUAACAUUUACAUGUGCUGUUAAUUAGUAUUAGUUAUAAAUAUAUAUACUUGUUUAUCCUGCUUAAUCUGUAAAUGUAGUUGGUAUUGGUUUAGAAGUAGAUGUGGCAAGAGUCACUGGAUUUUCUCUGUCAGCGCCUGUGUCAACUGCCAAAGAAAACAGAAUGAAGAAGUGCCCACAUGCUGGCAGGGGCAGGCCAAUGGCUGGUCAGCCAGAACCUACGAGUUUAAAAGGUCGAAUUUUCGACCUGCGGUACACAGCUGUGCUGUGGCUCAGUCAACAACUUUACAGCUCUUAAAUGAACGUGCACCUGGUUCACUGUGAAUAGUGAAUACAAAAAAUCAGUUCUAACAAAGCUAUGAGCUGCUGCUAUGAUUUUUGAGAACAUUCCACUAGGAUAACUUUUAAAAUCUUGUUAAAGCAAGAGGCUUUAAAAGCCGCAAUGUUCAGGGCAACCGCGGGUACAGUCGUGGUCUCUGUGAGACUAGCACCUGACCCCAGUUUUAAGUGGUACGAAUGUUGUGCAUUUAAUGUAAAGGACAGCCAGUAUUACUCAGUGUGGCCAUCAUGCUGCCCAGCAGUGCUGUGACCUGGCUGCUUUGUAUAAGCUUGUAAAACAAAUUUACUGUAUGCAACAUAUGUCAAGAUUCUAUUUAUGAAGAAAGUGUGAGUGGUGAUUGUUUCAAAUGGUUUUACCAUCUUGUGUCAAAGAUGAUGCGUUUUGACAGGUGUGCAUUAUGUUGCGUGUCUCCAGUGAUUAAUGCACUUACCAUGCGGAUUUUAUAUGUACAUCUGUAGAGUGGAUCCUCUGGUGCAAUGUAUGAAAAUGCCAGAUGUGGUGAGAUUUUAUCAUUGAAUGAGAUCAUAUGAAAUACUGACAGAAAAUGUGAGGAAAGCAGUUGAAUGUUAAAUUAAUGUUUAAAGUUUGUGUUGACUGCUGAUUGUUUUAAUCUAUCAAUAAAGCAUUCAAAUGUCUUAUUUACGUAAUGUUUAGUGCUAAAGUUUUGGGAAUUUACAAUAAUGUUUUAAGCUUUAUCAUGUGUAGACUUUGCAAAAAGUUGCAUGUACUGACAGUAAACAUUGAUUGGUUUAUAAGUCUAAACUAUUUUACAUACACUUUGAAUACUGUAUUAGUACUUGCAGUAAAGUGUGGUUACAAACUAUAUCACUGAUUUUUGCUCCUUCUACCAUGCUACCAUCCUUCUACCAUGCUAAAUGUGUAGCAUUUCAAAUACAAAAUUGCAGUGAUCUUUUGAGGGUUCAUUACCAUAAUGAUUCCACAACACAUUUUAUUACAAUACUCUUCCUCACAACUGUGAUGAUGUGGAAAAGAUUUAAACAUAAUUAAAAGAACUGAGCCCUAGGGCUUGUUUGGAGACUUUGCCACAAUGUUUUUUUGUAAAUUGUUUGCUUCAUGGUAUGCUCUUCUAUAUCAUGGAAUGUUCUGACUAGACAGAAAAAGUUGUUUGAUGGCAGUAAUUGAGGAAUGUUGUUCUAUGCAGAUGGUAUAGAAGCAGUGGCUUAUGUACUUGCCUGUUAGGAAUAGAAAUUGAAAUAUGGGGAAUUUGUGGCAAGUGAGAAAUUUGUGGCUACUAGUUCCAUUAUUAUAGACUAGUAUGUGCUUAGGAUGUACCCAGAAGGAAAUUGUAUUCACUGUUUAGUGUCACUUAAAUUGUGUUGGCUGGAUUUGAGGAUCUCUGGUGGGACCUUCAGAGACCAAAUAGAAUUAAUGAACUAUGCUAGUUAUACUUGCAGUUAAUGUUUGCUGGACUUUACCAUGGUUUAAGGAUUGGAUUAUUGAUAAAUUGCAAAAUUGGUCAUCUGAUUAUUUAUCUUGAUUUCCAAAUUGAGUGACAAAUGUUAUUGGAACUUGUUUGAGAUCCUUUAGCUCUUGGUUAACUUAGUGAGGGUUGCCCCACCCUAAAAUGUGCCUCUUCAAUGUUGAUUCAGCAAGGUUUGGAUCCUCUAGUUAGUGCAAGAAAAAGUAUUCAAGGCCAGUAUAGUCAAGAAUGCUGCAGGUGGCCAUAUCACUUGGACUGCUGGUGUUUAGGGAUUUUGAAUUGUUUGUCCAUUGUGUUUCUCACCAUUGCUUCUUUCAAAUUGUUUGUGAUUCAUACGAAAAUUUUUAAGAGGUCUUUGUAGCUACUUACACAACAGCAGUGUUAAGAUUACAUGAAUCCUGAAGCAUUGCCUGACUGUCUCCCUACCACAUGGAAGCUCAGAUUAUCAGAUUUAAUAUUUCACAAUUUGCCAUUUACAACUAAGAGUUGGAAAUGAUGCUGACCAUUGGUUCUAUCUCAAAUACAUCAUUAGACUAAAGUAUGCAAAUUAUUACUGGUGUGCUUCCUUCAGUGAGCUGUUAUAUUGCUUUUGUUUUUUGUUUGGAAGUAUAUGGAUGAAUGGUGGUUCGAUGGUGAAUAAAUAGUCCACCAUUACUUGUUUUCUCAGGAUAUCCCCUUGUUAGAGAAGUAUAAGUGGCAUCUUGAAGCAGAUCGAGAGUUUUAGUCUUACAACAGUUACAAAACAGUUUCUAAUGGCUGAUUUCAUUGCCUUUUUUAGGUUAAGAACAAUUAAUGUUCAAAACUGACAAAUUUAAUGCCUAAGAACUAAGUGGAUAGGGAUAUUAAGUGGAUGUGAAAAACAACUUGUAAAAUCCCAUGACAGUUUACCUUCAUUCCUAUGUACAUAAAGUUGUAUGAAAAGAAUUGCACAUCUAAAGUUAAUUUUGUUUAAAUCAAACUUGUUUUUAUUUUCAGUAUGUUACAAUAAACAUUUUUACAUUCUAAA